AUUUAAGCUUUUUUACCUUCAUUUUAUUUUUAGGGACAUUCUACAUAAUAAAUUUUGUAUUUUUAAAGUCAUUUCGGCUUAAAUUCCUGCUCAUUUAGGUCGUUUGACUUACACAUUUUUGAUAAUUUAGUUAUACAUAAACAAACUGUGUUAUAUUUUAAAAAUAAUAACAGUAUUUUGGUAUAACUCUCAAUUUGCUCAGUUGGUAUCAAUUCUGGCCUUAACUUGAACCGAUCCUCUAUGAUAUGAAUCCAUUGAUAUAAUAAAGUUCAAUUUUGAAUUUAUGAACUUGAUAAUUUCCUGUUAGAUCUUUUCUUUUGUUUAAAUAAUGGUAGAUGUUGACCCAAAGGACUUUAAAGAAAAUGAUGAUGAUAAAUCUGAUUACGAAUCAGAUAAAAAGAAGCUAGACUCUGGUAAAGGGCCUAACUUGUCAUUUUAUGAGUGUCCAACUGCAGCAGCAUCUAUUCAAGGUUUUGGGGAAGGAAGCGGAUAUAACACUAAUAGUUUAGAUUCUGACCAAGAAGAGAACUGCUACGAAACAGUAGUAAAGUCUGAAUUAUUACACCUUUCUACUGAAGGGGGGUCAGUGUCAUUAUCUCAAUAUACGAAAGCAACUGGUGGUUAUUUUGCAGGUUACCAGGCAGUUUUAUACCAGGGGAAUCCAACUUUAAAGGAGAAUCCUGAGCGCUUUUUAGACGAAAACUCAUUAAAUUACAGUCAAAGUGAUCCUGACAGUGUUAACCAUACACAAAUGAAUACCGAGAACUUACCAACGGUGGAACAAACAAACCCUUUUGCAAAUCAAGGAUUUGUUUCAAGCAAUUUUACUGUUGAAACCAGUACACCUGGAGUUCAGCCUACGGUUACGAGUGUUCGUUCUGAGGCCUUCGUCAACACAAAUGAUUAUCCUCAACGAUCAAGCUCUUUGAGUCCAUUGAGUAAUACGGUUGUACAAAACUCGAUGUUACCAGCUAUAGUGGAGUCCUCCAACACGAAUGGAAACUACUCAUUGGCUGUUGGAGGAACUUCUUCGGGAGUAUCUUACGUUCCAGAGGGAUUUGAUACUAUCACUGUACCAAGGUACAGACCGGUUGAGGUCGUUGAUAGAACCGUGGAGGUUCCAGUUAUCCACCAUAUUGACACGUUUGUUCCAAAAAAGGAAAUUCAAGAAGUUGAGAGUUACGUCAAGAAGCCCUACACCAAGUAUCUUGACAAGGUUGUCGAGGUUCCUCAAGUCCACUAUUCUGAUAAGAUAGUUGAGGUUCCUGAAUACCAUGAAAUAACUAAAACCGUUCCAAAGUUAGAAGUUAAGGAAAAGACUAACUAUGUUCCCAAAGUUGAGGUCAAAGUAGUUCCAAAAUACGUUGAAGUUCCUGUGGUAAAAAUUGUGGACAAAUACGAAGAAUAUGAAGAGGUUGAGGAAGUUGUUAAGCACGUUGAAAAGGUCGAGGUUGUCGAAGUUCCUAGAGAGGUUGUAAAACAUGUUGUUAAACCAGUUAGGAAAAUUGUUGAAAAGGAGAAGAUUGUGCCAGUUUAUGAGCAUCGCGAUGUGCCUGUUGAAAAGAUAAAAUACGUUCCAAAGGUUGAAACUAUCGAACAUGUAAGGGAGGUUCCUAGGGUCGUCGAUGUACCUGUUCCUUACAAUGUUCCAAAACACCAAUAUGUAGAUCAACCUUAUGUUGUUCCAAAGUACAGAGACGUUCCGGUUGCUGUACCAGUGUGCAAAACCGUGAAGCCAGUUUAUGAAUACAAAGGUCCUACCAACUACGUUGAUGUUCCAGUUCACAAACCCUAUUUCGUUAUCCAUGAUCAUCUCAAUUUCAAACCUGUAGGUGCUUUUAACGGAAAGAAUGAUGGAUCAUUUACUGUGGAUAACAGUGGUCCUUUCGUUACCGGUACUAAUACCAAUAAUGGAUUUAAUCCUGAAACUACAUUCACUCCAAAUUCUAACCCUGGUCACUUUCCUAACGGUAGUUUCAACGUUACAGACAAUUUGAACGAAAACUUUGGAAAUUCAGCCGUAUUAGGCGAGUCUGUCAGCUACAAGGUUGUUGGGAUGAGUAAGGUAGACUUGGAUAAGAUGAAUUUAGAGGAGAAGAAGAUGGCUCAGGAGAAACUUGACGAAGCUCUUAACAAUCCCAACUUCCAAGUUUACAAACAGUCCCUCAAAACUCCCAACCCUCUUGAAACCAACAACAAUAACUUUAACACUCCAAACUUCACCUUUACUCAACCUACAAACUUUAACUUUUCUCCUAAUACUAACAAUGGUGCUUAUAAUACUUCUUGGAACCCUCCCAACACGUCAAGUCCAAUUUUCACUAAUACUUGGAACAACCCUGCACCCAACACCAACCCAGCGACAGCGGCCAAUGCCACAACUCAAAAUAAUAACCCUGGUACCUUCGAACCUUCAAACAAUGGCAAUUUUGACAAUUCUAAGAAUUCAAAUCCUGGCCUCAGUUGGAGUAAAUUCGGUUCAUUUUCAAAGGGGAACGAUUCUUCGUCCUGGUCAAAGUGGAGUCCAGAAUUUGGCUCUAGAUACCCCUCAGGAGGCUGGAAUAACUGGAACAACAAUAAUUUAAGUGGUAGCUUUUUUGAAAAUAAUUUGAAUAACAAGUAUAAGUUUGAUGGUAAUUAUUCCAGCAACAACUUAUUUAACUGGACCGACAAGUUAUUUCAGUUUUUCAAGGGCUCAAAAUCGCCUGAGAACUCCUUUAACUCUAAUAAUAACCUUCAGAACCCCAACAACUUUAAGUCGUCCAACAAAGCUCCUACCUCUACUAGAGAUAAGCCUGUUAGCAACAACUACGUUUUCCCAGGCACUGGCUCAACAAACAAUGUUUGGACCAAGAAUAACUAUAACUUAGUUCAAGAAUCUUUCAGGAAUUGGAAGGUCCCUAACAUGCAUUUGGACCUCGAGAGAAACACUCCCACUAACAGGGCACUUUUCAGAGACUCCAGGGAUAAUUACCACAUGAGUAGCGGUAGUGGUAGCGUGGGUCACAGGGCUCUUAAACCCUCCAACCCAUAUCCUGCAUCAGAUUCCAACACUCCCAAGGUUCACUGAUUUAAUUUUAAUGUAAAGUAUACUUGUCG
Theileria parva strain Muguga is the source of this 3099-nucleotide messenger RNA. RefSeq names its product Inner membrane complex family protein. NCBI's taxonomy places the organism in Eukaryota, Apicomplexa, Aconoidasida, Piroplasmida, Theileriidae. The record is from RefSeq and is a predicted model, not a curated record. The transcript is spliced from 4 exons. The coding region runs from base 329 to 3070 and encodes 913 amino acids.